Molecule: messenger RNA, 1575 nt
Organism: Kluyveromyces lactis
Lineage: Eukaryota; Fungi; Ascomycota; Saccharomycetes; Saccharomycetales; Saccharomycetaceae
Gene: IME4
Product: mRNA (N6-adenosine)-methyltransferase
Exons: 1
Coding region: 1-1575 (524 amino acids)
Cellular component (GO): RNA N6-methyladenosine methyltransferase complex; nucleus
Molecular function (GO): mRNA m(6)A methyltransferase activity
Source: RefSeq, a predicted model, not a curated record
AUGUCUUUGAAUUGGGGGUUAGUUGAUUUUAUGUUGGACAACUAUGCGUCCAUCACUGCAUCCCCGAUCAAUGGUAGCUUACACGACAUUUAUGUCAUUUAUUCCAUGUUCAUGCAAAAUUUCCUAUGGAAGAAUAACGAAUGUGGUGAGACGUAUUACCAGUUUUGUGAAGAUUUGAAUAAAAUUUCAGAAGUAUGUGGUGGUUGCAUGAAUUUUGAAGAUGAUAGUGGCGGGAAUAUUUUUGGCCAAAAGAUUUCAUUUGUUGAUGGGGACUCCUUGAAAAUAUUGCAAAAAGUUCAUUAUGACCAAGCUAUUAAAUUGUCAUUAUCACAUACUGGCAAUAAAGCCAAGCAGAUUGCGAUCGAUAAAGAUUCUGUUCAGGUUAAAGAAAGAAAAAUUGAAAGCGAACCCAUAUUAUUAAAUAAGUUGAUGGGCAUUUUGGACCAGAGUGAAAUUGUAACCCCUAAUGCUAAGUGUCUAAGACACUUAAAUCAAAUCCUCUCGUUAGAACUCGGAUCCACUAAGUUAUCUAAAGAACAGGCAAAAUUAAACACUAAGCGAUCACCUUUCAUACCAAUAUGCUCAGAUCCGAAACAUGUGUCACUACUAUCCACCGUCAUCAAUACUGUUAACAACAAAAUCAUGUCUUUGCAAGGUGAAAAAUUAAAGAAGAUUGAAGCUGAUUGUCCGGAUAUUAUCGAAUGUUCGAACACGCACAUUCAUUUCAUACCAAAUUUAAAGCCACAGACGGAUCUUUCGUUGGGAGAUUGUUCGUAUUUGGAUACUUGUCACAAGUUAAGUACCUGCAGAUACGUCCACUAUCUGCAAUAUUAUCCUGAAUCUCUCCAAAAACAGAAAAUUGAAGAACAAAAAGAGCAACGCAAGCAGUAUUCGUUCUAUACGCAUGGAGAGUGCUGUUCUUCAUCGUUUAAGAAGCUUCUUCCUCCACAAUGGAUCAAAUGUGACGUCAGAAAGUUUGACUUCGAUAUUCUUGGUAAAUUUUCAGCCGUUAUUGCAGAUCCCGCAUGGAACAUUCAUAUGAAUUUGCCCUACGGUACUUGCAAUGAUAAUGAGUUACUGCAACUACCAUUUGAUCUCUUGCAGGAAGAAGGUUUAUUGUUCUUGUGGGUAACCGGCCGUGCUAUCGAAGUAGGGAAAGAAUCAUUGCAGAAUUGGGGUUACGAAGUAAUAAAUGAAAUAUCUUGGAUCAAGACAAACCAAUUAGGAAGAACAAUUGUGACAGGUAGAACUGGCCAUUGGUUGAACCACAGUAAAGAGCAUUUACUCGUCGGGGUCAAAGGCAAUCCGGAAUGGCUAAACAGAAAAAUAGACAUUGACUUGAUCAUUAGCGCAACUAGAGAAACCAGUAGAAAGCCGGACGAAUUGUAUGGAAUCAUUGAAAGACUUGUCGGUACACAUGCCCGUAAACUUGAAAUUUUCGGUAGGGACCAUAACAUCCGUCCUGGAUGGUUCACGAUAGGAAAUCAAGUGACAGGCUCAUCUAUCCAUGAAGUGGAUGUGAAAAGGAAAUACGAAAGAUUCAUGGAAAAAUCAAAGAAUUCAAAGACAAACUAA